AAUUGCGGGGGAAAUGUUUGUCACCUUUUACUCGAUCCCGUCACUACUAUUUCAUUCCAUGUUCCGAUAGAAGUGCGUCGAGUCUAUCGUACCGAAACUUAGCAGUCAGUAUAAGACCUGUCUCUCAAAACAGGUGACUGAGCAGACGUCUUUGUUUUGCUAUGGGAGGGAUUUUUAACGGUGGCUCCAACCUGACCUAUAUUUCUGCCCUGCUUCAGUCAAUUCCUUCACAUGUUUGUCUACUAUUGGUAUAUUAUAUAUACUAAGGUAAUAGAGUUCACGUAGAGUAUAAUGUAUUAUAACGAAUGAUAUCGCUGCUGCCCGUUUGAAAUAAGCACCCUUUCUCUUUUGACUCGAUUGAAUGUGAGUCCAUAUCAAAUUGUGACAUUGGGACCCUAGAACAAAUGGCAUUGGACUGUGAAUAUAGCAAGGCAUUUUUUUAGGCUUGUAGAGUAGAACGAGUAAUUUAUCGGGAACAACGGAAGACUGCAGAUUGGCUAUUUUAGUAUCAUUGACGUGUGAAACAUUUGGAAAACGGCUGAACAUUGUUUUCUUUGUGCAAUAACUCAAUAAUAAUGUACUGUAACGUAUUUGUGACAUCAGCGCCUCGUCGGAACACGCUGCAACACAAUGUUUACAGGCAUUUCACACGAAGCGGUUUUAAAAUCUUACACGGCUAUUGAGUUGGCUUACUAAAAUACCCAUGUAGUAUAAUCCGUACAAGAAGGGCACAGUCGCUCAGGUCCUUAUUUUAAAGUUUUUUUAAAAAAAAAACAACUACUGGAUGCAGUCUGCUGCUUCCCUUCUCUGUGAAGUUGCUGCUAAUGUAAACGAAUGACCACCCGUCUGUCGUAUUUCGAACCAUACCGUAAUUCAGAUUUGAUUUUUAACAUCUGCUUGAUAGAGAUAUCGUACACGAGUAGUUCUGCUCCCGAAAUAGAAAUAGCAUCUGUGUGUUUGCAAGGUCAUUAAGUAGCACGCGUUAAGUGCCAAAUCGUGGUCUCAAUACGACAUUCGGCCAAACCUUUUUUUGUUUUGUUACAUUUCUCACACACUAUAUGUAACUGUGACUGUGAAAUGUGUUGUUCAAAGGUGUCAAUUUCAAAUGAUUAUUUCAGACAGUUUGUAUGCAAUACAAGUUCCUUUGAUUGUAAACAUUAUUGGACCUUUUUGGGGGUCACAAUCUAGGACUCAUUUGACCUUGGGAUGACUAAUUAGAAAAAAAUAUGACUCUUGAGCAGUUUUUAAUGAUAAACAUUCACACGUUUUUUUAGACUCUUCUUCUCCUUUCAGCUUGUUAGGCUUGCACCGUAUUUUACAGUUAUUUUGACAUUCACAUUGACUUAUUUUACCUUAACAACUGAGGACGUGUAACCUUUACAUGUUCUUGCCACUAGAGGGGAGUGCUGUGCCACGUAGCUUUUAAAACGUUUGUCCAGAAUGGCUGAGCUAUGUCAUUCCCUACAAAAGCGUUGAAGGAAAAAAAAAUCCAAUUCAACUCAGUUCGUCUGAAAAUUAUUUUUCACUAACAAAUACUUUUGCUUUACAUCUAUGAUAAAGGACACAUAUAUGAUGGGUAAGACAAAUCUUCCAUUACAUAGCAGAAAGAACUUAAACCUUUUUCCAUCUUUUCAUAAUCUUUUCGAAAUCUGAGGUUCUCACUCACUAAUCUAAUGUUUGACUCUUUUCAAUCCGACUCUAAAAUGACUUUGCUAUUGCGUUUAUUGUGAAGGAGUUUUUGUAACACGGCAAUACGUCAUUGGUGACGUCACGAUUCGGUCAGCCCCGCCCAUUCAGUCAAUGAGUGAGAAGGACAGGCAGCGCUGCUGGAUUCUGGAAGUUCCUGCAUGAAUCAAACCUCACAAGCUGAUCUGGGCUGGACUGAACUAACCUGCUCGACAGAACUUCACCAAAACACUGCUUUGCAUUGCCUCGACAACCUUCUUCAAUCUUCCGUCGCUUGAAAGGAGACUAAAAAUGAACGGAUGAAACGUGAUCUCUCUGACACCGAGUGGUUCUUCAGGGUAUUGCAAUCUCAACCCAUUUUCGCCCACCACCAUGUCCACUCAGGAACGUUCAACGUUGAACUCUGGGGGAUCAGCAAAAGAAUCCCUGCAACCUCCGGUGUGCCAACACAGAGAUCGCUCACCUUCACCCAUACGGGGCUUCAAUCUUCCUAGCCCCUUGCCUACUCGCAGGAACAGGACCUGCUCAGCAGCGGCUCGUGCAUCAGAGGGUCCGGUGUUUUCUGGCGUGUGCAAAUGUUUUUCCCGCUCCAAAGGUCAUGGCUUCAUCAUACCUGCCGAUGGGGGCAGCGAGAUCUUUGUCCACAUCUCAGACAUUGAGGGUGAGUACGUGCCGGUGGAAGGCGACGAGGUGAGCUACAAAGUCUGCGCCCUCCCCCCAAAAUGCGAGAAGGUCCAGGCGGUGGAGGUGACCAUCACCCACCUUAAGGCAGGAACCAAACACGAGACCUGGACUGGAAAUGUUGUCAACAGCUGAACGCUUGAAUUAACAAGUACUGGAUGAUGGGCUUAAAUAGCUAAAAGCACACAUUUAGUGAAAAAUACAAGGGAGCUACUUUCUCACUGAAAGGUCUUCUUUUGGCAAAUUGAUCUCUAUACUGUAAUUUCAAACAUUGAUUUUGACAGGUAUAACACAAAACUUGGGAUUUUUUUUAUGUCAUAUUUCUGACACUGUGGAGGUUUUACCUAGAUUUCACUUUGUUUUUUUUUUUUUUAAACCUGCUCAACACUGUGCCUCCUCCAUCUGCCAUCGGAACUUCAACUUGUUCUUGUGCCUAUGAUACAUUGCCUGUAUUUGAUCACAUAGUUGGACAUAUUGAAUGAAAUUAAAGAGUUGUUAGCAUCUAAA
Messenger RNA from Syngnathus typhle (broad-nosed pipefish), 2874 nucleotides. RefSeq names its product calcium regulated heat stable protein 1 (gene carhsp1). The transcript is spliced from 6 exons. NCBI's taxonomy places the organism in Eukaryota, Metazoa, Chordata, Actinopteri, Syngnathiformes, Syngnathidae. The record is from RefSeq and is a predicted model, not a curated record. Gene Ontology annotation, cellular component: cytoplasm. Gene Ontology annotation, molecular function: mRNA 3'-UTR binding. Bases 2059 to 2502 code for a protein of 147 amino acids. Gene Ontology annotation, biological process: regulation of mRNA stability.